Molecule: messenger RNA, 3670 nt
Organism: Archocentrus centrarchus (flier cichlid)
Lineage: Eukaryota; Metazoa; Chordata; Actinopteri; Cichliformes; Cichlidae
Gene: inpp5ja
Product: inositol polyphosphate-5-phosphatase Ja
Exons: 13
Coding region: 388-2796 (802 amino acids)
Biological process (GO): phosphatidylinositol dephosphorylation; negative regulation of peptidyl-serine phosphorylation
Cellular component (GO): plasma membrane; cytoplasm; ruffle
Molecular function (GO): phosphatidylinositol-3,4,5-trisphosphate 5-phosphatase activity; phosphatidylinositol-4,5-bisphosphate 5-phosphatase activity
Source: RefSeq, a predicted model, not a curated record
GGCGGGAUGCUGACUAAAAAGUGCACAGCUGCACCUGCGAACUGCGCGGGGUAUAUACAGCGAUAAUAAGUAGGAUGAGGUAUAAUCAGCUGUUAUAUUGCAGCACAGCCAUCAACAUGCAAGAGUCCGGGCGCAUCAAGCGCGACCGUCUUCUGUCCUGACAGCCCGGCGGCGCGAGCUGCACCGUGACGAGACGACCGCGGUCCACGGUACCGACGGGUCGCAGCAGUCCUGGACGAGCAGGUCUUCCUCCGGACCUCAUCGAUUUUACUCUGUGACAGCCUGGUCACGUUAAUUAGCGUGCGAGAAAAAGAAAGAAGAAGACUGAUGAAUUUGUGAGAUCACCUUUGCGUUCACCUUGGAAAUAAAACAACGCACGAAAGGUUGAUGGAUCGCCUGCCACCGAAGCAAGCUGACACGGACCCUUGUGGUCCUAAAGUGCAACCUGGAAACUGUUCAUUAAUUGGAGCUGGUCCGGAUUUACCUUCACAGCUCCAAACACAGGAAGCACCUCUGAUCAGCCCAUCUGAGAGGUUCAGGAAAGAGCCUGGAUUGAAUCCCAUGCAGGUGGUAGUUAUACCAACAAGAGGGACUGAGCAGAUGCAGUCAGGGCAGGCGAAGUCUGCGUCCACUCCUGUAACACUGGCAAUCAUAAGCCGGCCAAGGCCAACUGCUCUUGGAACUAAACCAAGGCAGACCAGAAUUUUGGUGGAGCCCUCCAAGGAGAUAGAUUUGAUCCCUGUUUGCAUCCCAGGACCUCAGAGUGCAAACAGCCUCCCUCAUUCCCCGACAGAGUCUUUGUUGCCUCCUCACAGUCCUCAAACUCCCCACAGCCCUCAGCCUUACCUCAACCCUACCCCCUGCCUUCCUCCACCUCCACCACCUCCUCCUCCCCCUCCUCCUCCUCCUCCCCCUCCUCAGCCUUCACCUAACCUGCCCUCCAGCCUCAGCUUGAAACCCAGCCUCAGCCCUCAGCCCCAGAAGACCCCCUCACCUGGGAGCUCAGCACAGAGCCAGAUUCAGUCUCAGAAGCCAGGAGUAGAGAACAAUGACUUCAGGGUGUACAUUGUCACAUGGAACGUGGGAUCAGCUGUCCCGCCAGAUGACAUCACUUCUCUCUUUGGACCAAAUGUCUCAGAUGGGAGCAUUGACAUGUUUAUCAUCGGACUCCAGGAGGUCAACUCCAUGAUAAACAAAAGGCUGAAGGAUGCUCUUUUCUCAGACCAGUGGAGUGAGCUUUGCAUGGACACACUCAGUCCUUUUGGAUAUGUUUUGGUGGCAUCGCAGAGAAUGCAGGGAGUGCUGCUGCUGGUUUUCUCUAAAUUCUGCCAUCUUCCGUUUCUCAGAGGUGUGCAGACACAGAGUACACGCACAGGACUUGGGGGAUACUGGGGGAAUAAAGGCGGUGUCAGCGCAAGGAUGACUAUGUUUGGCCACCCAGUGUGCUUCCUCAACUGUCACCUGCCAGCUCACAUGAGGAACCUGGAGCAGAGGAUGGAGGACUUUGAAAGCAUCCUUCAGCAGCAGCAGUUUGAAGGAGGGGCUGCUACUGGUGUACUAGACCACGAUGUCGUGUUUUGGUUUGGGGAUUUAAAUUUUCGUAUCGAAGACUAUGAUAUCCACGUGGUGAAAUGUGCCAUUGACAGCAAUAAGCUGCCUCUUCUGUGGGAGCGGGAUCAGCUCAACAUGGCUAAAAACACAGAGUCCAUCCUGGAAGGCUUCAUGGAGGGACAGCUCAAAUUCCCACCUACUUAUAAGUUUGAUGUAGGCACUCAUACCUACGACACCAGUGCUAAGAAGAGGAAACCUGCCUGGACAGAUCGCAUCCUGUGGCGUCUUCGCCGCACUGGCUCACCAGUUCCUACCCACAGUGCAGCACUGCAGCGUGGUCUGACCUCAUGGUUGGGUGGGGCAACUAAAGUGACACAGCAUGUGUAUCGCAGUCACAUGGGUUUCACCAUCAGUGACCACAAACCUGUUUCUGCCCUGUUUUCAUUGCAUUUCCCAUUCAGGGUGGAUAUGCCUCUGGUGGAGCUUCAGGUAAACAAGGAAUGGAGCAAAGCCUCAGAUGCUAUAGUCAGAUUCACUGUUGCAUCGACCUAUCAGCGCAGCUCAUGGGACUGGGUAGCAAUAUACAAGGUUGGAUUCAGACAUCACAAAGAUUAUCAGGCAUAUGUGUGGGCCAAAGGGGAGCAUGCAACACAGGUGACAUUCUCAGAGGAGGAUUUGCCACGAGAUGACUGUGAAUACAUCCUGGGCUACUACAGUAACAACACAAACAGCAUUGUUGGAUUGUCAUCACCAAUUCAGAUCAAGAUGCCAGUUCACAGUCCCACUUUGUGUCCCUCCGAGAGCUCUGAUGUCAGCUCAGAAGAUGACAGCACUCUUGUUCUGCUGGCUCCAAACUCCCGCAGCCCGAGCCCUAAACCGGCCAAACACCACCAUCGUCACCGUCGCAGUCGCAGCCCUGUAGUUCCUGCUCUUUCAUCCAAUCCCCUCCCUUCCCUGCAGAGCCUCAGCCUCGGCCCUCGCACCAAAGAAAGCCAGACACGAAGCCGCUCUCCCUGCUCUAAGAAGGAGCGGCUGGUGUCCCCCGACGUAGUGCCAUCUCCCAACAUCAGCCCGCUCAGUCCUCGCAGCCCUGUGUCUCCAGGUAGUGGGGUGACUGUACCGGAGGCCCUGGUUGCUGCUAUCUUAGGUGAACCCAGACCAGCUCAGGUUAGCCCCACAGGGGUGAAACGGAUAGGGAAGGCAGGGGAAACAGACACUGCAAAGAAAAUAAAGAUCAAGAGUUAAAAUGAGACCCUGUAUGAGGCUAACAAAAGCAAUAUCCAUCCAAUCAGAGUCUGAUCUGAUCCUAGUGUCACUGUGCUCAUAGAGGCAGCACAUUUAAUGACUCCUAAUGUAGUUUGCAAACAUUCCACAUUGUAGCCCUGCAGAUCCCUGUUUCUGAAUCUACUAUCAUCUCAUAUACUACUACUGUGUGUGUGUGUGUGUGUGUGUGUGUGUGUGUGUGUGUGUGUGUGUGUGUGUGUGUGUGUGUGUAUCCUGGAGUCAAACAUGUGACCAGACUCAACAACAAGUGCUUUUAUAGACUCAUAAGCUAUAUCAUAUGUAAACAAGCAUAUUGAAUGUGAAUCCAAAGUUGGAGUAAACCUGGGAACGAUAUGACCAGAUAUUAUUGAAAGCAAUAUGGAUCCAUGUAAACAGUCUUGCAUCAAAAUAAGAACCCUUGGAUCACAAAUAUUAAUGGUAUCAUAGUUAACAGCAGAGAGUGUGUGUGUGUGUGUGUGUGUGUGUGUGUGUGUGUGUGUGUGUGAGUGAGUGAGAGAGAGUGGUUUUGUGUAGACUUUUGUGGUAAACCAUAAAUAUGUGAAACUUUCAUUUUGGAGCACAUGAUGGUUUAAAUGUUUGACUCUAUAGGUCUUGGACUGUAUUCAUAAAACAAGUCUAAUGAUUCCAUAAGUAGAAAAAUCAUCUCAUUCUAUCUGAAAUCUACAAGUGAGAACCUGAACAGUAAUCCUGGACCAUUGCUUUUUAUGGAUACAGAACCUGUUCUAUAGAGCUCCUUGAGUGUUUAGGCUAAUAAUGUGUUUCUUUGGCUUCCAAGAAAACUGUGUUGUUUUAGCUGUUUGAGUGUGCAAAUAAAACAAGAACAUAUGCAAACUAA